This is a messenger RNA of Mizuhopecten yessoensis (Yesso scallop), 1912 nucleotides long. Its product is annotated as nuclear pore glycoprotein p62-like. Gene Ontology annotation, molecular function: structural constituent of nuclear pore; phospholipid binding. NCBI's taxonomy places the organism in Eukaryota, Metazoa, Mollusca, Bivalvia, Pectinida, Pectinidae. Gene Ontology annotation, biological process: protein import into nucleus; RNA export from nucleus. The coding region runs from base 39 to 1568 and encodes 509 amino acids. The transcript has 10 exons. Gene Ontology annotation, cellular component: nuclear pore; nuclear pore central transport channel. The record is from RefSeq and is a predicted model, not a curated record.
CACAGACUACCGUGCCUCAAAAAAAUACAAUACCCAGUAUGUUUGGCGGUGGUCAACAGACUCCAUCAGGUGCAGGGUUUGCCUUCAGUGCUACACCUUCUACACAAGCCUCCGCCACAGGGGGAUUCAAGUUUGGAACGCCCGCGGCAGCAUCAACACCUGCUGCUGGCUUCAAUUUUGGCCAACAAGCCAGCACAACCACAACACCAGCCACAGGAUUCAAUUUUGGGACAGCCACUGCCGGCACUGCGGCCCCCACUGCUGCCCCUACUGCCACACCAGGUGGAACUGGAUUUGCCUUCAACACUCCUGUCGCCACAUCAGCCACAGGAAUUAGCCAGCCAACAGCUGAUGCCACACCAGGCUUUAAUUUUGCCACAACUAUAAGCUCGACAACGUCCACGAAUACUGCUGGUACCUCAGGUGGCCUGAAUUUGCAAGCUGGAGGGGCACCUGGACUUCUUAGUACUCCAACUGGACUUCUUGGUACUCCAGCUGGACUUCUUAGUACUCCAGCAACUCAGUCAACUGGAAUAUUAGGAGCCAGCACUGCUGCACCGGGGUUGACACUUGGUGGCAGCACUGCUGCAGCAGGUCUGACACUUGGUGGCAGCAAUGCUGCACCAGGUUUAACACUUGGUGGCAGCACUGCUACACCUGGUCUGAUAUUAGGUGGCAGUACUGCAGUAACGGCUGGUCUGACAUUAGGGUCCAACACCCCAGCUUCAACUGGUCUGACACUUGGUGGCAGCACUGCUGCACCUGGUCUGACACUAGGGUCGAACAACCCAGCUUCUACUGGCCUGACAUUUGGUGGUAGUACUGCAACAAACACAGGGCUAAAAUUGCCGUCAUCAACUGCUGCUUCAACUUCGGCAGCCACUGGAUUGUCGCUACAGGGAGCCCUGGCCCCAAAGACAUCGGCCCAAGGCUUCACAGCCCCAACAUCAACGACUGCUGCAACAGCCAAUCAGAAACAGAUGACAUAUCAACAAUUGGAGGACCACAUCAACAAAUGGAUGUCUGAACUGGACAAUCAGGAGAAGGACUUCCUGGAGCAAGCCACACAGGUCAACGCCUGGGACAGAUUACUGAUAGACAAUGGGGAAAAGAUAUCUGCGUUGAACAGUGACAUGGAGCGAGUAAAGAUUGACCAACAGAAACUUGACCAUGAGCUGGACUUCAUCAAGUCUCAGCAGCAAGAGCUGUCUGACCUCUUGAUCCCACUGGAGAAGUCUGUCGAACAACAGCCCAACAUCAACUUCCAGCAGCAUGCUGACCUAGAACGGGAGCACACAUAUCAAUUGGCAGAGAAUGUUGAUGCCCAGCUGAAGAGGAUGGUACAGGACCUAAAGGAGAUCAUAGAUCACCUUAACAUGACAAACUCCAACCAGGACAACUCAGACCCAACGCAGCAGGUAACAAAGAUAUUGAACUCACACAUGGAUUCCUUACAAUGGAUUGAUCAGAACUCAGCUUUACUGGGCAGAAAAGUCGACGAAAUUUCCAAGCAAAUGGAAAUGCAGAGGAAGGAACAAGAACGCAACUUCAGACUGGUUUACAACUGAACUGUUUCACCAAUACGAUCAGUUUACAUAGGAUGUAUUAUAGUCAUGGACAUAUGAAAACUGAAGAUUAUGUGGGUCAUGUUUUCUGUUUUACUGAGAUCCAAGUGUCACAUUUCAUGUCUAACAUAAAACUGAAGACAAGGAAUUAUGUGUCUGUGUACCGUGUAAUAUUACUACAAAAAUUCACUAACUUUAGUGUGCAGCCACUAUAUAAAACUGGAAUAAGAGUAUAGACAGGGUAAAUAGUGGAGGAAUAGGAAAAAUUGGUGAUUUUCUGUAACAGAAUGUUUUCACUUUAAUACAGCUAUGUCUGUUUCAAGGUAAAAUAAACAAAAAAGAAAAAC